Messenger RNA from Talaromyces amestolkiae, 3804 nucleotides. RefSeq lists its product as uncharacterized. Gene Ontology annotation, molecular function: lipid carrier activity. Lineage: Eukaryota; Fungi; Ascomycota; Eurotiomycetes; Eurotiales; Trichocomaceae. The transcript has 3 exons. The record is from RefSeq and is a predicted model, not a curated record. Gene Ontology annotation, cellular component: membrane. Bases 1 to 3804 code for a protein of 1267 amino acids.
AUGAGAGGCCUGCAAAACCUAGCUGCGGGCUUGCUCUGUAGCACGCUGGUUUCUACAGUUGCAGCACAAGGAAUCACUGCUCUACACGAAGCUGGUCGAUGUGCUAUUCGUGGUCAUUGUGGAAAGAAGAGCAUUUUUGGUGGAGAGUUGCCUUGUCCGGACAACGGGCUUGCGCGCGAGCCGGAUGACGCUGUCAGAGAAAAGCUAGUUUCGCUUUGUGGAAGCAAAUGGUCUGAGGGACCUGUGUGUUGCGAAGGCGAACAGGUCGACGCCUUGAAAAAGAACCUGAAGCUUGCGGAGGGUAUCAUUGCCUCGUGUCCCGCAUGCGUCGAUAACUUCUUCAACACGUUCUGUACAUUCACAUGUUCGCCGGAUCAGUCUUUGUUCGUCAAUGUCACACAAACUGAGCCUAAGGGAGACAAGUUUCUGGUCACGGAAGUAGACAAUCUUUGGUCGGAAGAAUGGCAGAGCGGAUUCUACGACAGUUGCAAAAAUGUCAAGAAUGGCGCGUCUGGAGGAAAAGCUAUUGAUUUUAUUGGUGGGGGAGCCAAGAAUUAUACACAAUUCAUGAAAUUUCUAGGCGACAAGAAGCUGCUCGGCAGCCCGUUCCAGAUCAAUUAUGAGACAGAGCCUCGAAACCCGGAUCAUGGCAUGAAAGCUCUGACAAUCAGUCCCAAGGCCUGUAAUGAUUCAGAUCCAGCUUAUCGUUGCUCUUGUGUGGACUGUCCUGAAGUCUGCCCAACGUUACCAGAAGUCAAGUCACAAGAGUAUUGCCACGUCGGACUUAUGCCGUGUAUGUCCUUCGCAGUCAUUAUCAUCUACUCGGUAUUUUUAUCUCUCGUUGUAUCCAUAUCAAGUUUUGUGGCCUAUCGAGAACACCGAUAUCGCAAACCCGAAAGGGUUAGAUUGUUGCAGGAUCCCGUGCAAAGUGAUGACGAGGACGACGGCGAGCUCGUCCAUGGUGCUGGCUACUUGGAAACACCUCAUAAGCACUACAAGCUGAAUGGAAUCUGUGAUAAAGCUUUCAACCGGCUAGGUAGUCUCUGUGCCCGCUUUCCCGCAAUAACGAUCUCUGCGAGCGUCGUUGUCGUCGGACUUCUCAGCUUAGGGUGGACCCAAUUCACUGUAGAGACAGAUCCCGUUCGUCUCUGGGUCAGCCCUACUUCGGACGCAGCUCUAGACAAGGAAUUCUUUGAUGACAACUUUGGUCCAUUCUUUCGCGCCGAACAAGCAUUUUUGAUCAACGAUACAGGCCCAGUACUGAGCUAUGAUACUUUGAGUUGGUGGUUCGAUGUUGAGAGUCGUGUUCGUCGCAUGAUAUCCUUGAAGCAAGGCUCAACUCUAGAUGACGUGUGCUUCAAACCUGGUGAUGCCUGUGUGGUACAAUCACUAACAGGAUAUUAUGGUGGGUCAUUUGCUGGAGUCACUCCCAGGAACUGGCAAAAGACGCUCGCUCAUUGCACCGAAUCACCUGGUGAUGUUAGCUGUCUCCCGGACUUCAAACAACCUCUUCAACCUACCAUGGUUCUUGGUGGCUAUGAGGAUACUGACAAUGUACUCGACGCAAGCGCUAUUCUGGUCACUUGGGUCGUAAACAACUUUCUGCCGGGGACAGAAGGUGAAAGCAAAGCCAUCGACUGGGAAGAAAGUUUAAAGCAAGUCUUGGGGGUCGUGCAAGAAGAAGCACGCGAGCGCGGUCUACGUCUAUCUUUCAAUACGGAGAUGAGUCUAGAGCAAGAGUUGAAUAAAUCAACCAAUACUGACGCUAAGAUUGUGGUCGUCAGUUACGUCAUUAUGUUCAUCUAUGCAUCUAUUGCGUUGGGAUCUGGGGCACUAACUCUUCGGUCGCUCUUGACUAAUCCAUCAAACGCAUUGGUCCAGUCCAAAUUUACCUUAGCGAUUGUCGGAAUUGUGAUUGUUCUAAUGUCUGUUUCCUCGUCGAUUGGAUUAUUCUCUGCGCUUGGAAUUAAGGUGACCCUUAUUAUUGCUGAAGUCAUCCCAUUCCUGGUGCUUGCCGUUGGAGUCGACAACAUCUUCCUUAUUGUCCACGAAUUCGAUCGCGUGAACAUCAGCCAUCCUGAUGAGGAAAUUGACGAGCGUGUUGGUCGUGCCCUUGGCCGCAUGGGACCUAGUAUUCUCCUAUCAGCCAUUACUGAAACCGUGGCAUUCGCUAUGGGUAUAUUCGUCGGCAUGCCAGCAGUCAAGAACUUUGCAGCUUACGCCGCUGGUGCCGUUUUUAUCAACGCCAUUCUCCAAGUUACCAUGUUCAUUGCUGUACUUGCACUUAACCAAAGACGAGUAGAAAGUCUUCGCGCGGACUGUUUUCCUUGUUUCACCGUUCGCCGAGCAACAUCUUCUGGUCUACCGGAGGGCGUGGCGUAUGAUGACACGGCAGGAGAAAGCUUCCUUCAAAGAUUUAUUCGCCGCGUAUACGCACCAGCUCUGCUAGACCGGAGAGUGAAGGCAGCUAUAAUAGUCAUCUUUCUCGGCUUAUUUACAGCAGGUCUGGCCCUCAUACCUGAAGUCGAGCUAGGUCUUGACCAACGUAUUGCGCUACCAACCGGCUCAUAUCUUAUUCAAUAUUUUGACGAUCUUGCCGAUUACUUUCAAACGGGCCCUCCGGUGUAUUUCGUCACACGUGGCGUCAACAUAACAGCACGAUCACAUCAACGACAAGUUUGUGGUCGAUUUUCCACAUGCGAAGAAUAUUCGCUUCCUUUCGUGUUAGAGCAAGAGUCCAAAAGGCCCAAUGUUUCUUAUAUAUCCGGAUCUACUGCCAGUUGGUUGGAUGACUUCUUUUACUGGCUCAAUCCCCAAUCAGAUUGCUGCAAGGAGGACAAAAAGAUCUGCUUUGAGGAUCGCACUCCAGCUUGGAACAUUACCUUAUCAGGCAUGCCUGAGGGAGAAGAAUUUAUCCACUAUGUUGAGAAGUGGAUCGAGUCGCCCACGGAUGCCUCCUGUCCGCUCGGAGGCAAGGCUCCUUAUAGCAAUGCGGUUGUGAUUGACAGCAAACACCUGACCACAAACGCCACUCAUUUUCGAACGAGCCACACUCCCUUGAGAACUCAGGCCGAUUUCAUCAAUGCACAAGCCUCAGCUCGACGCAUAUCAGAAUACCUGUCAAAGGAACACGAUAUUGACAUCUUUCCCUACUCGAAGUUUUAUAUCUUCUUUGAUCAAUACGCCUCUAUCGUUCGCCUGACAGGUACCCUUCUCGGAGCCGCGAUCGGCAUCAUUUUUGUAGUGAGUUCUGUGCUACUGGGAUCUCUGGCUACUGGUGCAGUCGUUGCCACGACUGUCGUUAUGAUCGUCGUAGACAUUAUAGGAACCAUGGCUAUUGCGGGUGUAUCGCUCAAUGCAGUUUCACUCGUUAACCUGGUCAUAUGUGCGGGAAUCGGAGUCGAGUUUUGUGCUCAUAUUGCUCGUGCUUUCAUGUUCCCGUCUCGCAACAUGCUUGAGAAAAGCCCCAAGUUGCGCGGCAAGGACGCAAGGGUCUGGGCUGCACUCAUCAACGUUGGAGGCAGUGUCUUCAGUGGAAUCACUAUUACGAAACUUCUUGGUGUCUGUGUACUCGCUUUUACACGCAGCAAGAUUUUUGAGAUAUACUACUUCCGUAUCUGGUUGGCCCUCGUGGUCUUUGCCGCGACCCAUGCAUUGAUCUUUUUGCCUGUUGCUUUGAGUUAUUUUGGCGGGGAAGGCUACGUGGAUCCUGAAUCAGAUGGCGGUUUGGAAGACAACCUUGCAGCUCGCGGCUAUCGAUCGCUACUCAUGAACGACGACUACGACUCUGAAGAAGAGGAUUGA